UCGACGGAUUUCGAUCCUUGAUUUUGUAGGGCAAAGCUGGACCGCUUUGCUCGACAGAGCGGACGUAUCCAAAUCGGAGGGGUCCUCUAUUGAAGAGUGCAGCAAAAAUGUGAAGAAAAGGAUGGAAACCAUAACUCUCAGGAAAGAGGGUGAGAAGAAAGGGGCAAAGAACAUUUGGUUUGGUUUGGUCUGUGAUCGUCAGGUACCCCAGUUACACUCUUUUACAGCCAUUUGAAUGAUCUGAUUAGGCAGUGUUCCUGUAGCUCAACUGAUGCCAGCAAUGCUAAAGUCAAGGUUUGAUUCUGAAGGAAUGCAUGAACUGAGAAAAUGUAUAUCUCAUUUGCACUGUAAGUCACUUUGGCUAAAAGCGCCGGCCAAAUGUAUAAAUGUAAAUGUACAUGGACAAAACCUCUGGCACCAUACUCAGAGGCACAAUAGUGAUAACUCAUAACUUGUUACUUGAGGGGCUCAAACCAUCUACCUUCCAAAUACCAGUUGUAUUAUCCUGAAGGGUUGACAAAUGACAUCUUGCAAUGCAAAUUAUGUCUAGCAUCUAAAAAAAUUAAAAGCCAUUUUCUUUUCCUCACAGACAUGUGUAUAUAUGGCCACUGCCCAGCACAUGAUGACUUCUUCCUGGUGGUGUGCAGCCACUGUGGUCAGGUAGUAAAACCACAGGCUUUUGAGAAGCACUGUGAGCGACGACAUGGGCCCUUGAGCAAACUAUGCAGCACUCCGUCCAACUGCUCUUCUGACCGGCCCCAACAGGGGAGACCCCCCUCGCAGCACGGCAGCACCUGUAGGGGUCAAGUCAGCAGGAGCCAGGAUCCUGGACCCCCAAAAGUCCCACCACCUCACUCUCCCCACCAGGGACGCUCCAAACCACUACAUGAAGCACCAAGUCUUCAGCAGAUGGAUAAAGUUUUCCACGGAACCCCUCCAUCACCUCCACAUUUUUCCACUCCCAUUCCCAGAGACCCACCCUGGCAUCGGGGGCCAAGCCCACCAAAAGCAACCUCACCAGCUGAGAAACCACUCCAGAAGAGUUUGGACUCCCACACUCCCCUGCAUGGACCAAGAACUUACAGCAGAAUUGACAAGAAAGUCCUUAAGAAAGAAUGUGACUUGGACAAGCACUGUGGGGUGAUGGAUUCUGAAAGACAGAAAGUGUGCACCAGACUGCUUACGUGUAAUAUUCAUUCCAUCCAUCAGCGUCGGCAGGUGGUAGGGAGGAGUAAAGCCUUUGACCAACUUGUAACGGAGCUGAAGAUGAGCUCAAAGUCUCGAGAGCACCCCCCUCUGCCCAGAGAGGUUCCCCAUGGAGGCCUCCCCAACCCUGAGCUCUGUGGGUCUCAGAGUCGGCCUCUGCACUACACACACCAAACAACUAACUCUUCUAUUCUCAGGUCCAUGAGUCCAUCAGACAGUAGUGUAGAUAUAGAGGAGCAGAAGAUGCACUCUGAAGAGACACAGGUAGAGUCUGUUUCAGCUAGUCUCUCCAGUGAGGAGAGUGACGGGGAGAACCGUGAGGAAUUUGCUCAUCUACCUGCUAGCACCUGGCACCCUAAACCCCUGGGGCUUUGCACUUUCGGGGCACGUGUACUGGGACACAGUGUGUUACUGUUUGACCGACGGCUGCUCCACCUGCGGUCAGCAUUCACUGUUAUGAUGGAGAGGCACCUUAGCACUUAUCUGUGGAAGAAAAUCCCUCAGGUGUCAGAGCUAUGUUCUCAUCAACCGUCAGUCACUACAAAAUCCUACAAUUCCCAUGAUGCCAUGCGCAGCGCAGUACCUGCUCGCAGUGCCUCUUCUCUCAGGAUUAGCACCUCAGGACAAUCAGAGUUACCAACAAAAGCCCAGUCAGCCUCAGGUUCUGGCCGGCCCUGUAACCCAAUGGGCCGGCCCAGCAAACAGGCCUUGCAGACCAGAUUCAGGGAGCUUCAGGAGAGUCCUGUGGCCAGUAAGCGGCGGAAAUCUCCCCAAGAGGUUGAGGACUCGCCUGGACAGGGCAAGAUCUCAUACACCCCUCACCAUGGGGACUACCAGUCCUCCUUAGCCAGAACCAAAAUUUGUUCUCCACAUGGACCAUUCAAUGGUGCACUCGCACCUGGCAGCAAACACCGGCAAUCUGUAAAUGCCACUGAAAUGAAGGGGCUGACCAAGCAAAGUCCCAGCCGUAUGUCAACCCAUAUCUCCCCCUCUUCUUCCCCAGAGUCAGAUAAGGGAGGGUCCUCAGGGCUGAAUCAAAGGGCUGUUGGAUAUGAACUCAAAGGCCUUGGCAGGAAACGUAAGACUAGCGGUGCCUCUCCCCCCAAAAACAUUUCAUGUGCCCCAAAACCAAACAUCCUCUCCUCUUUCUCCCAAACCCACUCCAGUCGGGUGUCCUGGGGUGGGGAUGGUAGACCAGGAUCAGCCCAAAUUCUGCAAAAGAAACUGGGUGCACAGAAGCCAAAGCUUCUUCACUAAGGGACUGCCUUAAACUCCUUCAGAAGCACAGACUGACUGCCAUGUAAUUGGACGCUGACUUUAUGCACAGGAUGGUGGAAGAGUUUGCAGUUCACUGUAGCAGGAUGUAUCUGUGUGUUUGUGUUUUGUAUACUGAAUUUAUAUGUGAGUGAAUGUAUAUUGUGGAUGACCUGCAAUUGAGUAUAAAAAAUACCUCAAGACUUUCCUUAUGCUGCUAAACCGACUGUCCGAUAAUGAACUUUGAAAUAAAUAUGCCAACACCUU
Messenger RNA from Myxocyprinus asiaticus (Chinese sucker), 2727 nucleotides. RefSeq names its product ataxin-7-like protein 2. The record is from RefSeq and is a predicted model, not a curated record. The coding region runs from base 592 to 2463 and encodes 623 amino acids. The transcript is spliced from 9 exons. NCBI's taxonomy places the organism in Eukaryota, Metazoa, Chordata, Actinopteri, Cypriniformes, Catostomidae.